CAAAUCCCUAACUGAGAGACAUGCGCCGUCUCCGAGAAUCUAUCAAAAGACUACGAGCUAAGCUGUUCAAAACGCCAAAUCCAAGAAACACAAUACAUGUACCGGUCGCAUCGAAUGAUUCGAGUGCAGCAAGUACAGACAAUGAAGAGGACGUGAGUGAUGAAACUUCAGAAGAGGCAUUAAGCCUCCCUGAUAGCACCAAUUACUCAGCUUCGACCGAGGGGACCACAAGUGCAGAUGAAGAAGUUGAAUCUGCUCCCUCACUCCCGGCACCAUCUUCACAGUUCAUCUCGUAUCUUAACCAGAGCAAAGAAAACAAGAGAACUCCAACGCGCGACCUCGUAAAGCCGUAUCUGCUUUACGAGAACCGGCCGCGCUACGAGUUCUUGCGUCCAAACGCAACCAUCGACGCUCUCGCAAAUCUCGUUCCGAUCUACGAUGGGCAAGAAAGUCUGUUCAAGAUCCGCACAAUAGACUAUGAGAAAGCCGACAAGGACCUGUACUUAAUGCGAUUGAGAGGUCGCCAGCGAGAAAAGAAACCUAGACUCGCCAUUGCUAAGUCAUUCGAGGCGUAUCAGAAGAAUUUCGAUGCAUUCACUCACGGUGUUUUGGCGGGUUUAGACUGGUCUAACGUUGUGGUGGCUGGGUCCUCUGCGAUGCUCCCCCUGUUGUCGCGCCGCAGAGAUGUGCACAUAGAGGAUGAGCCCACAACACAGAAUCCAGGUGAAAUAUAUUACCAAAAUACUGCGAGCUCAAGUGAUAUCGACAUAUUUCUCUACGGGUUCGAUAGCGAAGAUGCAGCCACUAAACGCAUUAUUGAGAUCGAAGCCUUAGUUCGCAAGAACCAGCACUUAAUUUCUAGUAAUGCGCUAACGUUACGGUCAGAGAACGCGAUCACGUUCAUCGCACCCAGAUGGCCGUACCGCCAUAUCCAGGUUAUUCUUAGGCUCUAUAAAUCGAUUAGUGAGAUUUUGACAGGCUUUGACGUUGACUGUUCUUGCGUUGCAUUCGAUGGAAAGCAAGUAUAUUCCAGUCCGCGAGGAGUCACGGCGAUAGCUACACGCACCAAUACCAUCGAUCUAAGCCGUCGGAGCCCAUCGUACGAGAAUCGGCUAUGGAAAUAUCGCCAUCACAACUUCGAGGUAUAUUGGGAGGCACUUGAUCGGUCGCGAAUCACUAUAGAUUUCCAUGAGGAUGACGUCUUCUCUAUCUACGAAGGCCACACGGAGCUCACAGGACUUGCCAGGUUACUAUUGUCUGAGGCAGUGCUCAAGAAAAUGAGUAGACCUCGUGGAUACAACCACUGGAGGAUGAAAGCGAACCUAAAGAAGCUAGACGAUGGCGGAGACCCGAAUAUGGUGGCAGAAACGUCGAGUGGUUAUGCCAACCACAGAAUUCCAUAUGGCUUAUUACUUACAGCUGAAAGUGUUCGCGGAACUGUGAUUGAGCACGCAAAAACGCCGUACAUGUUCGGCACGAUUCAAGAAGUAACCGAUCCGAAGAACCCAAAGUGCAAAUGGGAAUUAAAACAUAAGAGCAAAACGAAGCUGAGGAGGAAGGUAACCUUUAUCAAGUUUAACCCCGGCCGACAAAUGAUUGGAAGCUUUUACCCGCUUACCGAUGAUGAUUGGACUAGAAUGGCGUAUGAGCCAUAAAUCAGAUAGAAUAGCAAGUGAUAGAGCUUCUCAUUACCCCUAUGGAUUAUACCGUAGGCCAUCCAUCAACCCAUUUUAACAC
This is a messenger RNA of Annulohypoxylon maeteangense, 1737 nucleotides long. RefSeq lists its product as uncharacterized. The transcript is spliced from 8 exons. NCBI's taxonomy places the organism in Eukaryota, Fungi, Ascomycota, Sordariomycetes, Xylariales, Hypoxylaceae. Bases 21 to 1655 code for a protein of 544 amino acids. The record is from RefSeq and is a predicted model, not a curated record.